This is a messenger RNA of Caenorhabditis sp. 36 PRJEB53466, 758 nucleotides long. Lineage: Eukaryota; Metazoa; Nematoda; Chromadorea; Rhabditida; Rhabditidae. The record is from the annotation of a GenBank genome assembly.
AUGUCGCGGUUCUAUUCUGCCCGGUUCUAUUAUGUCGCGGUUCUAUUCUGCCCGGUUCUAUUAUGUUAGACCGCCUUUUGUUUUUCUUCUUUCUAAGACGAAUCACUCUCGUUCUCUUCGUCGCAUUCACUUCCCUAUUACACUCUUUGCUUUUCUUCCUCUUCUUGCAAAUGCCGUCGGUCCGUGACAAAUGCAGAACGACGGUUCAAGAAUUUCGGCGAGCCGAUUCGAUUCCGGAAAAGCUGACAGUGUUCCGAAGGUUAUGGGCGUCUUUUAUAGAACUUUGUCGGUGGCUGACCUAGUUUUGAUGAGUCAUGCGGCCAUCCAAACCAAUGGCACAGCGGGUGGAUCUCGCCGGAAUGAUGUGUUUCUCAGCACUUGACCUGGCAAGAAAUGUGACGCCCUAAGGGCAUCUACAUGACGACCCAUUUCACUAAGUGAAUCCCAAGCACCUAGUGGUCCCUCGAGGAAGGUUCUUGCCACAGGUGCGCCCCAGGCUAGCUACUUUCGUCAGUUUUUCAGCCCGGAAUUCGGUAGCCGUCGCGGGAGUCUUCUUCAUCUUCCUCUACCUCAUCAUCAUCGAAUCCUGGUACUUUGGCGUGUGCGGGAAUGGCAUUGAGAGCAUGCACAUUUGCCUGUGGCUCAUCGUGCUCGGAAUCGUCAUGUUCAUGUGUGCCCUCUACUUGCCGUUCUACAGAAUCGGGGUAAGCGAAGUAAAAUGAAACACUGUUCAUCUGACAAUAUAUUGUCAGAAGUAA